Molecule: messenger RNA, 2260 nt
Organism: Orycteropus afer afer
Lineage: Eukaryota; Metazoa; Chordata; Mammalia; Tubulidentata; Orycteropodidae
Source: RefSeq, a predicted model, not a curated record
AUGGUAACGAGGCUUGGUCCGAAGAUGGCGGCCGAGUGGGUUGGAGGAGCGGGUUACCCCGCUCCAGGCCCCAGCCCAAGCCGGUGGCGAUGGAACAGUUUUUUAUGGGUCCGAGGCGUUUUACUCCUGUUGGGCGGGCUCCAAGCAAGCACCACAUCUUUUCCUGUCUCCUUGGGAAGCUCCCCUCCCUGCCGGCAUAUCGUCCCCUCUGACACUGAGGUCAUUAAUAAAGUUUAUCUUAAAGCAAAUCAUGUAGUAAAGAGAGAUAUUGAUGAACACUUAAGAAUCAAGACUGUCUAUGAUAAAAGUAUUGAAGAGUUGCUUCCUGAGAAAAGAUACCUUGUAAAGAACAAACUCUUCCCACAGGCUAUUUCUUAUUUAGAGAGGACUUUUCAGGUUCGUAGACCUGCUGGCACUAUCUUACUGAGCAGACAAUGUGCAACAAACCAAUAUCUACGGAAGGAAAAUGAUCCUCAUAGAUACUGUACCGGGGACUGUGCAGAGCAUACAAAAUGUGGCCCAGUUAUAGUUCCUGAGGAGCAUCUCCAGCAAUGCAGGGUCUGUCGUGGGGGUAAGUGGCCAUGUGGAGCAGUAGGUGUACCGGACCAAGAAGGCGUCAGGGAUGCAGACUUUGUUCUUUAUGUUGGUGCUUUGGCCACCGAGAGGUGCGGCCAUGAAAACAUCAUCUCUUAUGCAGCCUAUUGUCAGCAGGAAGCAAAAAUGGACAGGCCAAUAGCAGGAUAUGCUAACCUGUGUCCAAAUAUGAUCUCUACCCAGCCUCAGGAGUUUAUUGGGAUGCUGUCCACAGUGAAACAUGAGAUUAUUCAUGCCCUGGGUUUCUCUGCUGGGCUGUUUGCGUUCUACCAUGAUAAAGAUGGGAAUCCUCUAACUUCAAGAUUUGCAGAUGGUCUCCCACCUUUUAAUCAUAGUCUUGGAUUAUAUCAAUGGAGUGAUAAAGUAGUUCGAAAAGUGGAGAGAUUAUGGGAUGUUCGGGACAAUAAGAGAGUUCAUCACACUGUGUAUCUCCUGGUAACACCUCGUGUUGUUGAUGAAGCACGAAAACAUUUUAAUUGUCCAAUUCUGGAGGGAAUGGAACUUGAAAAUCAAGGUGGUAUGGGCACUGAGCUCAACCAUUGGGAAAAGCGGUUAUUAGAGAAUGAAGCAAUGACUGGCUCUCACACCCAGAACCGAGUCCUCUCUCGAAUCACUCUGGCGUUAAUGGAAGACACUGGCUGGUAUAAAGCCAAUUACAGCAUGGCCGAGAAAUUAGACUGGGGCCGAGGAAUGGGCUGUGAUUUUGUCAGAAAGAGCUGUAAAUUCUGGAUUGAUCAACAGAGACAAAAGAGGCAGAUACGGAGCCCUUAUUGUGACACACUCAGAAGUAACCCAUUGCAGCUAACUUGCAGACAGGAUCAGAGAGCAGUUGCAGUGUGUAAUUUACAGAAGUUUCCAAAACCUUUACCACAAGAAUACCAGUAUUUUGAUGAGCUCAGUGGAAUACCUGCAGAAGAUUUGCCUUAUUAUGGUGGUUCAGUAGAAAUUGCUGACUACUGCCCUUUCAGUCAAGAAUUCAGUUGGCAUUUAAGUGGUGAAUAUCAGCGUAGCUCAGAUUGUAGAAUAUUGGAAAAUCAGCCAGAUCUUUUUAAAAACUAUGGUGCUGAAAAGUAUGGACCUCAUUCAGUUUGUUUAAUUCAGAAAUCAGCAUUUGUCAUGGAAAAGUGUGAAAGAAAGCUGAGUUACCCAGACUGGGGUAGUGGAUGUUACCAGGUUUCUUGUUCUCCUCAAGGUCUGAAGGUUUGGGUCCAGGAUACUUCAUAUUUGUGUAGUCGGGCAGGACAGGUCCUCCCUGUCAGUAUUCAGAUGAAUGGCUGGAUUCAUGGUGGAAACCUGCUGUGCCCAUCGUGCUGGGACUUCUGUGAGCUCUGUCCUCCAGAAACAGAUCCUCCAGUUUCUAACCUGACUCAAGCUCUACCACUGGAUCUCUGUUCCUGUUCCUCCAACCUGGUGGUCACCCUCUGGCUUCUGCUAGCCAAUCUAUUCCCUCUGCUGGCUGGAUUUCUUCUGUGUGUGUGGCACUAGGAAUGGAGAAGUGAACUAUCAAGAUAUUCCUUUGUGCCAUGUUCCUCUGAACAAAGCACAAAAUCUGGGCAAGUGCCAGCCUGUGCAGAUGGCAGAAGUGGCAUUCCUGACUUUGGUUUGGAAGUGUUGACCAUGGUCAGACCUUGACACAGAGCUGCACAACCGUCACUGUUCAUCAGCA